Messenger RNA from Odocoileus virginianus texanus, 2152 nucleotides. RefSeq names its product forkhead box H1 (gene FOXH1). Gene Ontology annotation, biological process: positive regulation of transcription by RNA polymerase II; transforming growth factor beta receptor signaling pathway. NCBI's taxonomy places the organism in Eukaryota, Metazoa, Chordata, Mammalia, Artiodactyla, Cervidae. Gene Ontology annotation, cellular component: activin responsive factor complex. Gene Ontology annotation, molecular function: DNA-binding transcription activator activity, RNA polymerase II-specific; transcription cis-regulatory region binding. The record is from RefSeq and is a predicted model, not a curated record.
UCCCCACACUACCACACUACCCCGUGCCCAGCACCCACUGCCCGGCUGGGCCUCUGCCCACGUUUCCUGCUUCCCCUGCAUGGGGCCCUGCAGCAACCCCCGCCUGGGGCUCCCCGAGGGGGAUUCGCCCUCCCAGCCCCCCAAAAGGAGGAAGAAGAGAUACCUGCGGCAUGACAAGCCCCCCUACACCUACUUGGCCAUGAUCGCCCUUGUGAUCCAGGCUGCACCCUCCCGCAGGCUGAAGCUGGCCCAGAUCAUCCGUCAGGUCCAGGCCGCGUUCCCCUUCUUCAGGGACGAUUACGAAGGCUGGAAAGACUCCAUCCGCCACAACCUCUCCUCCAACCGGUGCUUCCGCAAGGUGCCCAAGGAUCCCGCGAAGCCCCAGGCCAAGGGCAACUUCUGGGCGGUCGAUGUGAGCCUGAUCCCGGCCGAGGCGCUGCGGCUGCAGAACACGGCCCUGUGCCGGCGCUGGCAGAGCAGGGGCGCGAGGGGAGCCUUCGCCAAGGACCUCGGCCCCUACGUGCUGCACGGCCGGCCCUACCAGCCGCCCAGUCCCCAGUCGCCGUCCUGCGAGGACUUCAGCAUCAAGUCUCUGCUAGGGGGCUCCGGGGAGGGGACGCCGCGGAGCAGCCCCAGUAGGUCAGGCUCAGAGCGCUCAGGGGAGGGAGAGCUGCCUGCUGCACUCCCGCCCUCUGAGAAGCCUCUGUGGCCCGUCUGCCCCCGCCCAAGGCCCAUCAGGGCAGAGGGGAAGACUUCCCAGGGGGAAAACAGCAGGCCCUCCAUCCUGUCCCCUGAGCCCAGGGCCUGGCCUCUCCACUUACUGCAGGGCACCGCAGACCCCGGGGUUCUCUCUGGUGGAGGUCACAGGGCCUCGCUGUGGGGGCAGCUGCCCACCUCCUACUUGCCCAUUUACACUCCCAACGUGGUGAUGCCUUUGGCCCCACUGCCACCCACCUCCUGCCCCCGGUGCCCUCCCUCCACCAGCACAGGCUAUUGGGGGGUGGCCCCAGAAACCCAUGGCCCCACAAGGCUGCUCUGGGAUCUAGAUGCUCUCUUCCAGGGGGUGCCACCCAACAAAAGCAUCUAUGAUGUUUGGGUUAGCCACCCCCGAGACCUGGCUACCCCCACCCCAGGCUGGCUGUUCUCCUGGUAUGGCCUGUGAUGCUCCCAGGGCAGGGGCUGCUUUCCUCUGCCACCCUUAGGCUUGUUGAGGAGAAACCAAGGUCUGUGUGACCCUGGCAGCCUGAGACAGAGGCACCAGCCACGCUGAGAGUCCACUUGUUUAUUGGCUGCCCCAGAAGAGCUAUGGCCCAGCAGGGCAUCACCCUAGAGGCAAGGCUGGAUGGAGCAGGGCUCUACCUGGAGUAGCCCUUCCUUUCCCCUUCCUGGCCCCACCUUCUCCAACUCUCCUUCCAUCUAUCCAUCCAUCCAUCCAUCCAUCACCAGCUGUCACCUCCCCUCCCUGGCUUGGGCUGGGGGAGGGAAAACCUAAUGGGGCUCCAGCCUAAAGCCCUGUCCUCCCUCAGCUGUUGCCUGGGAAAGAGGAAGCACCUUUGGGGGGAAGGGGAUCGAGAAUGGAGACUCUACUUGGCUUUGGUGAUGGUGGUGGGGAGGUAACAGUAAAGGAAUAGACAUUUCAACCCAAGUCUAAUGUGGUGAUGGGAUAGUGACUCUGGUGACCACUUGGCCGCGGUCUGCAUCUGCGGCCCUGGGAUCCCCUGCUGUGCACCGCGAUAACAGCAGAUGGUGAUACGGGGGCGGGGGAGGUGUGAUCAUUACCCCAGGCAGAGCACUCCUCCAGGGUGGGAGCAGUGGCCCCCAGAGAUCAAGGAAGUCAUGAGGAAAUAGGGAUUUUGCUGCCUCUGCCCGCAGAGAUGUGACCCAGGCUCCUUGGGCAGGACUAGGAAGGCAGGUCCUCCGGCGGUGCCAGGGCCGAGCUGGAGCCGCUGUCUAAGCCGGGGCUUGGAGGGCUGCCGGGCGACGGCGUGGGGGUGCAGGGGGUCCCGGAGAGUGGUGUGUCGGUACUCAAGGAGGAGGGUGUCCUGGAGCGGGGGGCCCUGAGGGGCCUAGCCGGCCCCAGCUCCACUCGGCUCACACGCUCGGCGAACUUGAGCGAGCACACCGUCUCGCCGAGAUCCUCGGGCCGCGUGGA